Messenger RNA from Lactuca sativa (garden lettuce), 1075 nucleotides. RefSeq names its product aquaporin SIP1-1. The record is from RefSeq and is a predicted model, not a curated record. Gene Ontology annotation, molecular function: water channel activity. NCBI's taxonomy places the organism in Eukaryota, Viridiplantae, Streptophyta, Magnoliopsida, Asterales, Asteraceae. Gene Ontology annotation, cellular component: membrane. Gene Ontology annotation, biological process: transmembrane transport.
CAUCAUCACCAAUAUUUACAAUAAAUAUCAUUUCACACCCCUCGUGUUGUCCACUUCCAAAGUGUGUAAAUAAUAUAACUAUAUAAGUGCAUCUCUCUCAUGGAAUUCCAAACCCAACUCCACUCCUUUCUGCAACUUUUCCGGUGAAUCGGGAAACUGAUUCUGUAGUUAAACGGAGGAGGAGAUAUGGGGUUAGUCAAGGUGGCUGUCGGCGAUGGUGUGUUGACUUUCAUGUGGGUGUUCUGUGCUUCCUGCCUUAGCGCCGGAACUUCCAUUAUUGCCAAAGCUAUCGGCGUUCAAGGAAUAGCUAAACUGUUGAUCACAAUCUCACUCGUCUUCAUCCUCUUGUUUAUUUUCGGUAUAAUUGGAACUGCGUUAGGUGGCGCUAGUUUUAAUCCUACUGGUACUGCUGCCUUUUACGCCGUCGGCCACGGUGGUGACACUCUUAUCUCCGCCGCAGUUCGUUUUCCUGCUCAGGCUGUUGGUGGAGUUGGUGGUGCGUUGGCGAUUGUAAGAUGCAUGCCAUUGGAGUACAAACACAUGCUUGGAGGACCUUAUCUGAAAGUUGAUAUUCAUACGGGCGCCAUUGUUGAAGGGAUGUUGACAUUCAUGAGCUCCAUUCUUGUCCUCUACAUUAUCCUUCGUGGCCCUAAGAGCUGGCUUUUGAAAAACUGGUUGCUUUCUGCUUCUAUCGUGAUACUCGCUGCUUUUGGUAGAAGCUACACAGGUCCUUCACUGAAUCCUGCCAAUGCGUUUGGAUGGGCAUAUGUAAACAACCAUUACAAUACCCGAAAACAUUUUAUUGUUUAUUGGGUUUCUCCGUUCAUAGGGGCAAUAUCGGCAGGGUGGAUUUUCCGUUACAUCUUUCCACCACCUUCAAAGCAAAAAGUUGCAUGAAGUGGACUGAAGUAGCAUUUGUACCAUGGGUACCCCUAGUAUCAUGGAACAAGAACGUAUUUGUGAAAUUGAUAAAUGCUUUACUUAAUGUAAUUUAUAUAACAGUUGACAUUUUUUUGUCAUGUGUUUACGUUUGUUACCCUUUUGGAGAAACACAACCAUGAUACAUUUGGCUUUA